Molecule: messenger RNA, 2207 nt
Organism: Scatophagus argus
Lineage: Eukaryota; Metazoa; Chordata; Actinopteri; Scatophagidae
Product: transmembrane protease serine 2-like
Exons: 13
Coding region: 439-1839 (466 amino acids)
Biological process (GO): proteolysis
Cellular component (GO): membrane
Molecular function (GO): serine-type endopeptidase activity; protein binding
Source: RefSeq, a predicted model, not a curated record
CAUUGACACGAGUACUGAAACUUGAUGUGUUUUUCUGCAUACAGUUCAGGUAGUGAAGUAUCUCUCAUUGUAACAGUGCUCACUCACCUCUGUGACAGUUCAGCUGAUAACACCUGCAGGAUGUUUAUACAAGGCAACAGUCCCUUUUAUCCUCGCUUUGUUCGCAGGAGGGAAACUUGAUGCAGGUGAAGUGUGAGGAGUGGCCUCUCAGGUAAUCAUGCAAACUCUUUAUUUCAUGGCUGGCGUGAGGAUGCAGAGAGCAGAGCGGGAUAAAUGUGAGAGGAGAUGUUAGAGAGCCGAAGAGAGCUGUGAAAAAUCACUCCUCUACUUUCAAAUACUCUGGACUGUGGACUUUGUUGUACUGACCAGCUUAUUUACAUGGAAGACUGAUGUUUGAAUUAUUUCAGGAAGACAGAUUCUAACAUACUGUUAAACAAAAUGACCACCAAUCCGUAUCUGGACUCAGGUCCUUGUUACAUCAAUGAGGGUGUCAUGUGGAAACUUCCCGUACCCAGCCAAUCAGAUGUGAAGCCUCAGUAUGUUCAUCAUCUGGCUCCAAAACCCCCGCCUGAGAUCAGCCCCUCCAUUCCCAGACCCAAAGAUGUAAAACAGAGGUGUGUUAAGUUCACUGUGGCCGCUGUGAUCUCCCUGCUGCUCCUCCUGCUGCUGGCUGGAAUCCUCCUCGCUUAUUACUUUUCCUCGUCCUGUGUGCACGGGAUGCAGUGUGGUGAUGGGAGCUGUGUGUGGGAGUCCCAGUGGUGUGACGGAGUGACCGACUGUCCUGCAGGCCAGGACGAAGCCAACUGUGUGAGGCUGCUUGGUUCCACUUUCCUGCUCCAGAUCUACUCACAAAAAAACUGGAGGACUGUUUGUUCUCACGGCUGGAGCGAGCAGCAGGGGAGAGCGAGCUGCCAACAUAUUGGAUACAGCAAGGGCACAUAUUUUAAAUCAGGCCAGCAGAAGACUGACCCUGUUGAUGGAUUCUUAAUAGUAAAGUCGGAUUUCAACCCUGAGGUAUCCAUACUGCAGCAGCUUGUCCACAGCAACACCUGUCCUAACAACAGUGCAGUGACACUGAGUUGUACUGACUGUGGGAGAGGGGUGAACUCCAGCAGGGCCUCUGGGGGCCAGCUGGCCACUUUAGGGGCCUGGCCCUGGCAGGUCAGCCUGCAGGUUGCGGGCUCCCACCGCUGCGGAGGAGCCAUCAUCUCUCCCUACUGGACAGUCACUGCAGCACACUGUGUGGCCAGGGCCUCCAGUCCUGGAGACUGGGCAGUGUAUGCUGGGAUAGUGGGUCCACUGGGCACUCUGUUUACCCCUGCUUACUCUGUGAGUCGCAUCGUAGCCCAUGAAGGCUACAACAGUCUCACUCGCAGGAAUGACAUAGCCCUGAUGAGGCUCUCCAAACCUCUGGACUUCACAGCCUCCAGUAACAUCGGACCCGUGUGCCUCCCAAAUGUUGGUCUAAACAUCAGUGAACAGCAGAAGGCCUGGAUAACACAGUUUAAUCGCACAUUACUUGGAGACUCCAGCUCUCCGUACCUGAUGGAGGUUCAGGUCUCCCUCAUAGAUACUGCAGACUGCAACAGCUCCAUCUCUUACAAUGGCAGGAUAUCACAGGACAUGAUAUGUACCAGAGAGACAGAGGCAGGAGGAAACAUGUGUAGUAUUGACAGCGGCAGCCCUCUGGUGUCCCUGAAGGAUGGAUUAUGGUGGCUCAUAGGGGACAAUAUUUGGGGGGAACACUGCACUGAGCGAAACAAACCUGGUGUUUAUGGCAACGUCACCCACUUUCUGGACUGGAUCUACCACCAAAUGAGGAAACAUCAAGAUGACUGAUGACAGGACAGGAAAGAUGAACUGUCUCACAUGUUGUUUACACUUUAUUUUUUUAGUGUGCAUUUUUAUAAAAAUGUCUCAACAUCUGCAUCACUCCCGAAAUUAAUUCCUACAUGUUACUGUUCUGUCGUCUUCAUUAUUCACAUUAUGUACCGUUGUCUGAUGUAGACAAUGAUUUUGCUUAAAUUCAUGUAAAAAGCUCCAGUCGACAGUGUUUUCAUAUUUGUCAUAUUUCCUCCUGGGAACACUCUUCUCUUGUAUAUUUAUGUGAAAUAUUAAAGUUUUUAAGUCUUUAUAUAUAUGACUGGUCUUACUCAUUUGAAUGAAUAGUGAUAUUUGAAGCAGUAAAUGGAGGUACCACACAUCAA